This is a messenger RNA of Hibiscus syriacus, 1448 nucleotides long. Its product is annotated as ADP,ATP carrier protein 3, mitochondrial-like. Gene Ontology annotation, cellular component: mitochondrial inner membrane. Gene Ontology annotation, molecular function: ATP:ADP antiporter activity. NCBI's taxonomy places the organism in Eukaryota, Viridiplantae, Streptophyta, Magnoliopsida, Malvales, Malvaceae. Gene Ontology annotation, biological process: mitochondrial ATP transmembrane transport; mitochondrial ADP transmembrane transport. Bases 152 to 1294 code for a protein of 380 amino acids. The transcript is spliced from 4 exons. The record is from RefSeq and is a predicted model, not a curated record.
UAAAUCCGUCAUUACAUUGAAGAAGCAAAACCCUAAUCCUAUAUUCCGACAUAUAAAUCGGCUCGCCUCUUUCAUUUCUCCUUGCAUUAAGGAAGAAGUGGUCAAAUAGCUUCCUCGUCGACCUCUCAGGUCACUAUCUUGAGUUGUAAGCAUGGCAGAUGGAUCUAAGCGUCCAUCAGUGUUUCAAAAAGUGCAUGGCCAGUCCUAUUUAAUUUCCAGGCUUUCUCCUAACUUGCCUGCCAGUAAUUAUAACGUGACCGGUGCGUAUGUCAAUGGAGGAAUUCAUGUUGCUUUACAGCAAUCACGUCAAUCCACCGGGUUGGCAUAUUUGUCCCCUGUUUCUCCCAUAUUUGUACAAGCUCCGGCCGAGAAAGGUUUUUCCGGUUUUAUGGUGGAUUUCCUCAUGGGAGGAGUUUCUGCAGCUGUUUCCAAGACAGCAGCUGCUCCAAUCGAACGGGUUAAACUUCUAAUCCAAAACCAGGAUGAAAUGAUCAAAUCCGGGCGGUUGUCUGAACCAUAUAAGGGAAUUGCUGACUGCUUUGCCAGGACUAUGAAAGAUGAAGGUGUCCUUGCUCUCUGGAGAGGCAACACUGCUAAUGUUCUUAGAUACUUCCCCACCCAGGCUCUGAACUUUGCCUUCAAGGAUUAUUUCAAGAGGAUGUUCAACUUCAAGAAGGACAAAGAUGGCUACUGGAAAUGGUUUGCCGGGAACUUGGCAUCUGGUGGUGCUGCUGGUGCUUCAUCCCUUCUUUUUGUUUACUCCCUGGAUUAUGCUCGUACACGUUUGGCUAAUGAUAAUAAGGCUGCUAAAAAGGGUGGUCAGAGGCAGUUUAAUGGUUUAGUUGACGUCUACAAGAAGACCAUCCAAUCUGAUGGUAUUGCUGGUCUUUACCGGGGAUUCAAUAUCUCAUGUGUUGGUAUUAUUGUCUAUCGUGGGCUCUACUUUGGUAUGUACGAUUCUCUGAAGCCCGUUGUUUUGGUUGGUGGAUUGCAGGAUAGUUUCUUGGCAAGUUUCUUACUGGGUUGGGGUAUCACGAUAGGUGCGGGACUGGCGUCUUAUCCAAUUGAUACGGUCCGUAGAAGAAUGAUGAUGACCUCGGGAGAAGCAGUCAAAUACAAGAGCUCGUUGGAUGCGUUCUCCCAAAUCAUCAAGAAUGAAGGUACAAAAUCACUGUUCAAGGGUGCUGGUGCAAAUAUUCUCCGUGCAGUCGCAGGUGCUGGUGUGCUUGCUGGCUAUGACAAGCUGCAAGUCAUCUUCCUUGGCAAGAAAUAUGGAUCUGGCGGUGGAGGUUAAUAUUAUCAUCAUAUAGCGGUGGAAGGUGAUAUACCGGUGCUGCCUUAAUGAAAGAUUUAGGUUCCCAAAUUCGAAUAAUUUUGGAAGGGCAUACUGCCAUUGAUAGUUCCAGUAAAUUAGGGAUUGAAUAUGAAAAAGUUGGUGACGAAAAAAA